Molecule: messenger RNA, 1488 nt
Organism: Gavia stellata (red-throated loon)
Lineage: Eukaryota; Metazoa; Chordata; Aves; Gaviiformes; Gaviidae
Product: cytochrome P450 2C16-like
Exons: 8
Coding region: 1-1488 (495 amino acids)
Biological process (GO): xenobiotic metabolic process
Cellular component (GO): cytoplasm; intracellular membrane-bounded organelle
Molecular function (GO): oxidoreductase activity, acting on paired donors, with incorporation or reduction of molecular oxygen, reduced flavin or flavoprotein as one donor, and incorporation of one atom of oxygen; iron ion binding; heme binding
Source: RefSeq, a predicted model, not a curated record
AUGGAGCCGGUGGGCACCAUCACCGUCGUCCUCCUCCUCAUCCUGGUGGCCACGACCAUCGUGGCCCGGUGGAAAAAGGAGCAGCGGAGCCAAAAUUACCCGCCGGGGCCACCGGCGCUGCCGCUCAUCGGGAACCUACUGCAGGUCAGGGCUGCCGACACCUGCAAGACCUUCCGCAAGCUGAGCGAGAAGUAUGGCCCCGUCUUCUCCCUGCGCUUUGGCUCGGAGCGGGUGGUGGUGGUCUUCGGCUACGAGGUGGUGCGGGAGGUGCUGGUGAACCGCGGGGACGAAUUCACCGACCGGGGGCGGUUCCCGUUGGCGGAGAAAAGCAACAAGGAUCUCGGCAUCUUCAUGAGCAACGGGGAGAUGUGGACGCAGACCCGGCGCUUCACCCUCACCACGCUGCGGGACUUCGGCAUGGGCAAGAGGAGCGUGGAGGAGCAGGUCCAGGAGGAGACGGCGAUGCUGCUGCAGGAGCUGGAGCGGACCAAAGGGCGGCCCUUCGACCCCGCCAUGCUGCUGAGCGCAGCCGUGGGCAAUGCCAUCUGCCGCAUCCUCUUCGGCGAGCGCUUCGGCUACGAUGACGAGGAGUACCGGCACGUCCUCCGGCGCCUCGCCGAAAAUUUCCAAGUGGAGAGCUCCAUCGCCGGGCAGCUCUACAACAUCCUGCCCGGCCUGAUGGACCGCCUGCCCGGCCCCCACCACACCUUAUUCCGGAACAAUUCCUUCAUCCAAGACUUCUUGGCCAAGAAGGUGGCGGAGCACGAGGCCACCCUGGAUUUGGCGGCGCCCCGGGAUUUCGUGGAUGCUUUUCUCCGCAGGAUGGAGCAGGAGAAGGGGAAGCCCGGGACGGCUUUCAGGCGUGACAACAUGCAGACGACGGUGUUCGACAUGUUCGUGGCGGGGACGGAGAGCACCAGCAUCACCCUCCGCUACUGCCUGAUGCUGCUGCUGGAGCACCCCGAGGUGGCAGGGAAGGUGCAGGAGGAGAUCGAGCGGGUGCUGGGGCGGGAGCGGCCCCCCACCCUGCGGGAUCGGGGGGUCAUGCCCUACACCGAGGCCGUGCUCCACGAGGCGCAGCGGUACCUGGACCUGGUUCCUCUGGGAUUCAUCCGGACGGUGAAGCGGGAUACGCCGUUGGGCGGCUUCACCAUUCCCAAGGGCUGCACCAUCUACCCCGUCCUGAGCUCGGCGCUGCGCGACCCGCGGCACUUCGAAAACCCCGAAGCCUUCGACCCCCGCCACUUUCUGGAUGAAAAGGGGGGGUUCAAGAGGAGCGAAGCCUUCCUCCCCUUCUCCGCAGGGAAGCGUAUGUGCUUGGGGGAGAGCCUGGCGCGGACGCAGCUCUUCCUCUUCCUCACCGCCAUCUUGCAGCGCUUCCAGCUGCGGCACCCCCCCGGCCGCCCCCCCCGCCUCGACCUGCGCCCCCAAGUCAGCGGCAUCAUGAACAUCCCCCGGCCCGCCCAGCUCUGCUUCUGCCCCCGCUGA